Molecule: messenger RNA, 2809 nt
Organism: Oryzias latipes (Japanese medaka)
Lineage: Eukaryota; Metazoa; Chordata; Actinopteri; Beloniformes; Adrianichthyidae
Source: RefSeq, a predicted model, not a curated record
UUUCGAUUAGUUUUUUUUUUUUUUUUUUAUCACGGUGGGUUUCCUGGCGAUUUAUGAUCUUUUUUGCUUGCCAUACUGUUAUGGCCCUUCACACCUGUCCGCGCGUGUAAUAGGACCGGGGCUGGAGGCGGCAUUUGUCGUGGACGUUUCACCGGGGAGUUUUCACGCGAGUUUAUACGCUUACAGGGCAUGACAACAGCAAGAGAAACUUCAUGAGGAAUCAAAAGAGGAAUGAAGCAGAAGAUAUCAUGUCAGACAUGAGGAGGCGUAAGAGCAAAAGUCGAAGAAGUCCAUGAUCCUCGGCCGGUACGUUCGUACGUUUCAGUUGGACCAUGUAUGAGCCUCGGUAUUACGACAGCCCCCCUUUGUACAGCCCGCCUUACAGCGCCACGUCCCACAGUUUCUAUCCUCCAAGAAGUGUCCAUUCUCUCCAGAGUCAGCACGCCCCUUACCGCUAUGAUCUCCCUCCUAACUCGUACUGCGCAGAGGGGAGGCCUCAACACUUCUACCACUACUUCUCGCCUCCUGGUUUUGUCAAAAUUUUCCAAGGAGCCACGGCGCUCAUGUGUUUCAUAAUCUUCGCCUGUGUGGCUUCGACCUUGGUGUGGGACACAAAUGGGUUUGGGUAUGGGGGCUUCGGGGUUGGGAGCACAUCAGGCUCUGUUACAGGAGUGGGUUCAGGUUAUUAUGGAGGCAGCUACGGCUACGGCGGAUCCUACAUGACACCACUGUCGGCUAAGUCGGCCAUGAUCUCGGUGGCUGCCAUCAACUUCCUGGUUUCAUUGGGGUUCCUGGUGGGGAGUUUCUCGCGAUCCCGGAUCAUGCGAGGAUGCAGGUUUUACCUCAUCAUCUUUAUUUGUGAUAUCAUCCUGGCUGUCCUUCAGGGCAUCAUUGAUAUCAUAUUUGUGAUCGGCGUGAACCCGAUGUCCCAGAGCUCCCAGAGCAUGCUGUACAACCCCAUGCUGAUGAUGUGUCAGAACAUCCAGGGCAGCCCCAGCCUCAGCGGGAGCGUGGGGGCCGGUUUUCCAGGAGGGUUCCCCAUGUACAAUCAAUUUCUGCACCACUACUGCUAUAUGGACCCUGAAGAGGCGGUGGCAUUUGCGUUAGGUCUGAUGGUGGUUUUGGCCUUGUCCUUCUCCGCCUACUACGCCUACAAGACCCGAAGCAAGAUUUGGCGCCAUGGAAAAUGCAACAUUGUCUGGGACGAGCCGGGAGUCAGGCCAGCUGAUGGUCAAAACGUCUGGAUGAACCACGUUGGUGAGGUGCACAGCACCCAGCGGGCACCCACUGUAGUUAUAUCAGAGAGAGCAGCAUCUGGUCUGAAGGCAGAGGACAGUGGGUUUUCCUCUGGAAAAGGAACCCUUGGUGUCCACAAUGAGGAAUGUUCUAAAAGCAACAGUGUCUUUGCAGACAUCAAAACGAGCUCUGGUGCGGAAAGUCAGCAUCACAGCAGCAAGGCUGCGAUUCGUUCCAGCAGCUCCGAGGAGGAGGACAACUUCAGGAAGCCUCCUCCGUAUCAUGGAAACAGAAAAAAGAGGAAGGAUGGAGAAUCCAUGUUUGCACCCCAAGUUAUGGUCGAGUCCGAGUACGAAACAGGAGAGACUGACAAUGAGCUCGACCGAGACCACACUCAUGACCUUUACCGGCUGUACCCAGCAAUAACUUCAGAUGAGCAGCGCCGCAAGUACAAGGAGGAGUUUGACUCAGACUUAGCCCACUACAAGAGACUCUGCUCCACACUGGAUGACAUCGGGGACCGCAUGCACAAGCUGAGUCGAGAGCUGGACCUUUUGGAUGAGGAAUCACUAAAGUAUCAGAGUGUAGCAGAUGAGUAUAAUCGACUAAAGGAAUUAAAAAAGUCUGCAGAUUAUCAAGCAAAGAAGAAACAAAGCAAAGACCUUCAGAAGAAGCUUUCCCACAUCAAGAGUCUGGUGAAACUGUAUGACCAGGGAUUUUGCUAGUUUAUAGUAUUCACACUGCUAACUCACUCUAGCAUACUCAUACUGUUUGCUUACAAUACUCAUACUGUCAGUUUACAGUAAUCCUAUUAACUUACAGUUGCUUGUGAUUCUACUGUCAGUUUAAAGUACUUAUACUCCUACAAUAAUCAUACUGCUCACUUAAAGUACUCCUACUAAUAGUUUGUAGUACUCAUACUGCUAGGCUACAGUACUCAUUGUUAAUUAACAAUAAUCAUACUGCCAGCUUACAGUACGCAUUUUGUUAAUGUAAAUAUUUGUACUCCCAGCUUACAGUACACAUACUACUAUUUUACAAUAUUACUCCUACAGUCUCAUACUGCUCAUUCACGGUAUUCAUACUGCUCGCUUAAGGUUCUCGUAAUAAUAGUUUAAAGUACUCAUACUGUUAGCUUGUGGUACUCAUACUGCUAGUUUACAGUACUGCGUACUAUUGUAUUACAGUACUUGUGCUGUUUGAGACAUUUGCAGUGCCCAGCUGUCUGCGUCUUGUGUUCCUCCAGCCUUUUACUUUCAAAUCCAACUCCUGAAUGUGGUUUUGUGUCAAAUCUUACCUGAAACAACAAAAGUUUGGCUCCUGAGAAACGUAGAAACGCAGCAUCAAGAGGAAGAACAUUUAAUACCGACUGACACAAUGUCAGGCAAGUUACUAUUUACUUCUGUGAGUAGCAAAUAGAUUACUUGUCUGUGUUUGACAGAGUAAAAAAAAAGUAAAUGAGUUAUAGUAAAGGUACUUAUAAGCAGAAAACGUUUCUAUUUCAUGACUUUAACCUCUUAACCACAUACAGCAAAUACUGAAAUAAAUGUGACUUUUUUUUUGUUACAACUCA